Molecule: messenger RNA, 3434 nt
Organism: Saimiri boliviensis boliviensis (Bolivian squirrel monkey)
Lineage: Eukaryota; Metazoa; Chordata; Mammalia; Primates; Cebidae
Gene: GASK1A
Product: golgi associated kinase 1A
Cellular component (GO): Golgi apparatus
Source: RefSeq, a predicted model, not a curated record
CGUGCUUUCGGGGGAAUGGGGAGGCUGGGCCGGGACGCGCGGCAGGGACUUUGCAAACUGGGCUAACGUCCCCAGUAAGUAGACAGCGGAGGCUCGCGGCCGCGGGUGGGCUCCCGCAGAUCCCCGAGCAUUCCCCACCCGCGGAGCAUCCCGGCGCGCAGCGAUCUCACGGGAGUUGGCGCGGGGACACUUGGGUGCUGGGAAGGUGUAGACCUUCAGUCCAGGAAACCCGUCCCGGCCGAGAAGUCGCGCGUCCGGGGGAGCCCGGCUAGCCACGGCGCCGGGGGCGGCCAAAGGGAGGCGGGAUGAGUCUGCGGGCCGGCUGAGCGCGCCGAGGAGCGGGCCCGGCCACCGCCGGGGACAUGGCAUCUUGUCUCUGGAAAAGGCUGCGUGGCAAGAGGCGGCCAGUGAUGGCAUUCUGCCUCUUGAUGACCCUAUCUGCGAUGGCUGUCACCCACUUUCCCCCACAGCGUCCAGCCGCCGGCCCAGACCCUGGUCCCACGGAGCCUCAGGGGGUAACUGGUGCCCCUGCAACCCGUAUCUGGCAGGCUUUGAGCUCCAGCCGGAGGCAGCAGGGAAGAAACCUGGGCUUCUGGAGAGGUCGAGCUUUGCCUAGGAACUCCAUCUUGGUCUGUGCUGAGGAGCAAGGCCACAGAGCGAGAGUGGACAGAAGCAGAGAGUCCCCAGGAGGAGACCUCAGGCAUCCAGAGAGGGUCAGGAGGGACAUUACUUUGACAGGACAUCCAAGACUCAGUACUCAGCAUGUUGUGCUCCUGAGGGAGGAUGAGGUCGGAGAUCCAGGAGCCAAAGACCUGGGCCACCCCCGGCAUGGCAGUCCCACCCAGGAGAUGCAGAGUGAGAUGGUCGCCCUGGUUGAUCCACUCCCAGGGAGCGAUGUGGCAGCUUCACCGGCUUGGAGAACUACUGCUGGGCUGAUACUCUGGCCCCAUAGAGUGGAAGGCAGGGAUCUGAUGGGAACUGAGAACAGAGCCUUGACUGGUGGACUACAAGAAGAGGAUCCCACCUUGGCCUCAGGGGCUCAUCAGUGGCCUGGCUCUGUUGGGGAGCUGCAAGGGUCAGUAUGGUGUGACACUGAGACCCCUGGGCUGUUGAGCAGUUCGAGGACUGGUGGGCAGGUUCCCCCAUGGCUGACAGACCAUGAUGUGCAGAUGCUUCGACUGUUGGCUCAGGGGGAGGUGGUGGGCAAAGCCAGGGUCCCUGCCCAUGGGCAGGUGCUACAGGUUGGCUUCUCUGCUGAGGGUGCCCUUCAGGACAUGUCCCCUCCCAGGCUCAGCCAACUCUGCUCUCAAGGGCUCUGUGGCCUGAUCAAGAGGCCUGGGGACCUACCUGAGGUCCUGUCCUUUCAUGUAGAUCGUGUGCUAGGGCUGCGCAGGAGCCUGCCUGCUGUGGCCCGCCGCUUCCACAGCCCCCUCCUGCCCUACCGCUACACAGAUGGUGGCACAAGGCCUGUCAUCUGGUGGGCCCCCGAUGUGCAGCACCUGGGCGACCCGGAUGAGGAUCAGAACUCUCUGGCCUUGGGCUGGCUGCAGUACCAGGCCCUGCUGGCACAUGGUUGCAGCUGGCCUGGCCAGGCCUCAUGCCUGGGCAUCCACCAUACGGAGUGGGCACGCCUGGCACUCUUCGACUUCUUGUUGCAGGUCCACGACCGCUUGGAUCGCUACUGUUGUGGCUUCGAGCCUGAGCCCUCAGACCCCUGUGUGGAAGAGGGGCUCCGAGAUAAGUGCCGGAACCCGGCUGAGCUGCGGCUGGUCCACAUCCUGGUCCGGAGCAGUGAUCCAUCUCACCUGGUCUACAUCGAUAAUGCCGGCAACCUUCAGCACCCCGAGGACAAGCUGAACUUUCGGCUGCUGGAGGGCAUAGAUGGGUUUCCUGAGUCUGCUGUGAGGGUUCUUACAUCAGGGUGUCUACAGAACAUGCUGCUUAAGUCACUGAAGAUGGACCCUGUGUUCUGGAAAAGCCAAGGUGGGGCCCAGGGGCUGAAGCAGGUCCUCCAGACCCUGGAGCGGCGAGGACAAGUGCUGCUGGAACAUAUCCGGAAGCACAACCUCACGCUCUUCAGGGACGAGAACCCGUGAGCCUCACCACGGCCCUGAGUCAAUGAGCAUCCAUCCUGAUGGCUGCAUCUUCUUGGACUCACUCAUCUUGAGGACAUAUAGGAAAAGCCAGAAGCCAGAGGUGCACAAGGAUGUCACAGGAUAUUUCACCCGCCUGGGAUGGUGGAGGUAGCAUGUGGUUUUCAAUCUCAAUGCAUUCCUUUCUGCCUUCUUGGCUCUGGCUGUUUAUUCCCAUAUACUAUCAAAUACAUUCAAAAAUGUUCUGUGAGCUGCUCAAGAUACUGUAAAAACGUGUGACACACAUGCAUAUGCAGAGCUGGAGAAUGCUGUGUGUGUGUAGAAGUGUAGAGGUGUGUAGGUGUGUGUGGCAUGUGUGCAUGCCUGCAUGCAAUACAUGAGACAAACCUAAUAAAUGUACCAUCUUCAUAGAACUACACUUGCAGCCUAGAGUUGCUCUGGCUGAAAGUACACUCAGGCCUAAGAAAUGAAACAUAAUGCAUUUGUUUUUAUAGAUUUUAAAUUUUCAAGUCUUAUUCAGUUAUGUUUUUUAAUUUAAAAAAUUAUAAAAGUCUAAAAGUAAUACAUGCUCAGUAAAAACAAAUUCAUAAAUAAUAGAAGCAUAUGAUAAAAAGCACAAGUCCCACAAACCCCCUAGUGGUGUGUAUAUGUGUGUAUUAUUCAUGGUCACAGUACAUGCAAAUUAAAAAAUAAAAGUGUGGUCAUGCUUUCUUUGUCAACUCUCUAUAUUUUUACUUUAUUAACUAUAUUCUGUACCAGCCAUCUGAAUGGACCCGAUCUUUAUUGGUGACCACAUGAAAUUCCAAGGCAGGGAUGUAUCAUAUUUUAUUUAGCUGGUCUCAUGAUCAUGAACAUUUAAGUAGCUCCAAUUUUUCAUCAAUUGCAGACAUUGCUGCCAUGAACAUGAUUGUGUGGCGUGCAAGUAUUUCUGCGAGCUAGAUUUCCAUAAGAGAAUUUCUAGGGCAAAGGGUAUGGGCAUUCAGUAUUCUGAGAGAAACUGCCAACUUGCUCUCUGAAAUGGUCGUGCCAAUUUACAUUUCUCCCAAGAGGAUAGGGAACUGAUUGUUUUUCUACACCCUCAGCAACACUUGACAUUCUCAGACUUCUUGGGGUUUUUUGGUCUAUUUAGUAGGAAAACCUAUUUUAAAAACUGCAUUUCCUUAAUCAUGAAUGAAGUCAUCUUUCCACUUAUUUACCAGACAUUUGUAUUUUCUUUUCUGCAUUGCCCUUUUCUUUUAAGAUAUUUGCCCUUUGCUUGUUAAUUUGUUGGAAAUCUUUGACUCUAUUGAGUGUAAUCAGUCUUUUCUCUGUUGACAUGUUGUAAAUGUUUUCUUUCAGCCU